UUUUUUGUUUCGUGUGAUGUUGUGUAACUUUGUGUGAACUCUCCUCAUCAGCUAUUUGUCUUUACUGACGGAGAGGUGGCGAACACAAAAGAAGUCAUAAAUCUGGUGAAGCAGAAUUCAGCCUCCCACAGGUGUUUCUCCUUUGGGAUCGGGGAAGGGGCCAGUUCUGCUCUCAUCAACGGGUUGGCCAAAGAAGGAGGAGGCCACGCUCAGUUCAUCACAGGGGCCGACAGGAUGCAGCCCAAAGUGAUGCAGUCGCUGCGGUUCGCUCUGCAACCGUCCGUGGUGGACGUCUCAGUCAAGUGGGAUCUGCCGAGCGGAGUCUCUGUCACCGCUCUCUCUCCACCGAUCGCGGCACUUUUCCAGGGUCAAAGGUCACUGGUUUACGCCCAGUUCACUGGACAGAGUUCGGAGGCGUCAGAGGGCUGUGUGACGGUGGCCUACAGCCUGGCAGGCCAUCCCUCUCAGACCCAGCUCCACUUCAGUCUCAAACCUGCAAAGGUGUAAAGCAGCACAAUUAUGCAUUGGGUCCUGUCAAGCUUAGGUUGU
Gasterosteus aculeatus aculeatus (three-spined stickleback) is the source of this 549-nucleotide messenger RNA. The record is from RefSeq and is a predicted model, not a curated record. NCBI's taxonomy places the organism in Eukaryota, Metazoa, Chordata, Actinopteri, Perciformes, Gasterosteidae.